CCUCGGAACGUCACGAGAAUGGUGUGAGUUUUGCUAAGUAUUUACACCGUAUUUUCUGAUAAUUCGUCGAAAUGCCGAGACUGUAGUACAUAGAUAUACUCCCACGUAGGCAACAAUGGUUGUGAGGAACGAACUGCAAAAUUGAUACUAUAAACGAACGUUGGAUUAGAUCUCCUGCCACCUCACCAGACAUCAAUUUUGGAACAAACGAGCGUGCUACAGAACGUGUUCAUCUGUUGACACAAAUGACGAAAACCAAGGCGUAUUGCAUUACGUUUUGUUGCCAGUUGAAACAGGAAGUAUAGUGUCUAUACCACCAAAAUACGCCAUUGCAAGUCGGUAGCUCAGCCUCAUCUUUGUCGGUCGACUUUGUGGAAAUCCUAUAUUGAUUCAUAGCCGCCGCUGCUGUUGGUAUAUUUUCUUCAAUUUGUUUCAGCUCAAGUCAUCAGUGAUAAUUAGAAACAAAGUGUUUUCUGUAUCUACUGAAGGUUUCUGAAAAUAAUUUCCUAAUAGCAAUUUUAGAAAGAAAAAAAAAUAUGUUGACUUUUUAUUGAAACUGCGUCGAGGCUUUGUUCAAGCUGUACAAGUGCAAGGAGAUCAUAUACAACUUCGGUCAACUCUUCUGACUACAGCAAUUACAAAAGAACAUGUCGUCUAUUCACUACAAAUUUAAAAGUAGUAAUGACUAUGAUACGUUAACUUUUGAUGGGCUGCAUAUAUCCCUGUCUGAUCUGAAGCGAGCCAUACUUACUCAAAAGAAAAUUGGGAAGUCUGCAGAGUUUGAUUUGCAAAUAACAAAUGCGCAGUCUGGCGAAGAAUACAAGGAUGAAUCGCACCUUAUACCAAAGAAUGCAUCGGUCAUCGUUAAGCGAAUUCCUGUUGGCGGGAUAAGAGCAAAUAUUAAAGCGGAGCCGGUUGAUCUGAAUGGGGUACCAAAUAUCAAACCAAAUGAAGAACGUGGAUCAUCCCUUUCGAUUGAAAGACUCAGCCAGACAGCUGACUUGGCAACUGCGAAUGCUUCCGAAGAAGAUAAGAUAGCUGCAAUGAUGCAUCAAGCUGGCAGGGACUAUGAUCCAGCAACAUACCCAAGAUCAAGGUAUCCAGUAGGUCCACCUCCAGUAAAUUAUCGGUGCUACAGAUGUCAAAAAACUGGACACUACAUAAGAAAUUGUCCAACUAAUGCAGAUAGCCGAUUGGAUAUCCGGCAGCCAAAACACAGCACAGGGAUACCUCAUAGUUUUAUGACAACUGUUGAUAAUGCCUCAGUUCCUGGUGCCAUGUUAACAUCAUUCGGACACUAUGCUGUGCCUAUAAUUGACCAGAAUGCUUACAAAGUUGGGAAAAAGGAGAAGCCGUCAUUUCUGCAACAAGAGGCAGCACCCCCACCUCUUGUGGAAAGUGCCCCAGUGCCACCUGAGUUACAAUGUCAGAUUUGUAAAGAUCUUCUCAGAGAUGCUGUUGUCGUUCCUUGCUGUGGAAACAGUUACUGUGAUGAGUGCAUACGUAAUGCCUUACUAGAAACUGAAGACCAUACAUGUCCAGGGUGUCAUGAGUCGGGUGUAUCACCAGACUCUCUUAUUGCAAACAAGUUUCUAAGACGAGCUGUCACAAAUUUUAAGAAUGAGACUGGGUACACCAAAGUCAAACCAGUUCAACCGCCCCCUGUCACUAUGAGUAUACCAGUGAAGCCGCCUCAGCAAGUACCACCUCCAGUAACGCAAACACGGCCACAGCUGCAGCUGCAGCCGAGAGUAGAGAGACCUCCACCUAGUGCAGUUCCUCCUCCCAGAGCUAUUACUGUACCUAGUGUUCCAACUACUGCAAGUCCAUCACUAGAGCCUUCUCCAGACAGGCCAAGUACACCUACAAUGGAUGAGAUGCCGACGAAUAGUACAGUGCCCCGAAAUGCAAGUAUGCAGAUGCGCCAUGUGUCUGUACCAGCAGCUGAAUCACAGAGUAGAUCGGUACCAGGACCCAGACCAUUCCCAAACAAGAAUUUCAACUCUGGUUUUUCAGCUGCAGCCUCAGUCACAGGACCACCAGUGAGGAUGGGAGCUCCCCUUCCACAAGGACAAGGAACUGGUCCACCACAAAGAGUGAAUGGCCCACCACCGCUGCUUUCAGUCUACCCAAGAGACAAUCCACCCCCUGUGUCAGCUUACUCUAAUGACCGUCCUCCUGUUCAUAGACCAACACCACCCGGGUAUACGAGGCACCGACCUAAUGAACCUAGACCUAGGGGACCAGCACCCCCACGGCAUCGACCACCACUACCACCUGGACUUACUUCACCUCCAGGUUCAACACUUCCACUUGGUCCAAGACCCAGAGUUCCACCACCUCAGCCAGGAUACCAUGGCCCACCCCCCAGGCAUAUAGCACCCCUUAUAGGCUCUGCUCCACCACCAGCAUCUCUUCCUCCACUGCUACCUGAAGUUCAUAUGUCCGGGCUGCCUGGUAUGGCUCCACCGCAACCACCACCGCCACCACAUAUUAUGCCUGGCCCUCCACCGGGAUCAAUUCUACCUGGACCACCACCAAUGCCUAUAUAUCCACCAGAUCCAAGACCACUGAGUGAAGAAGAAUUCUACAGAGAACAAAGGAAGCUACAAGCUCAGUAUAAAAAGUCUGAUCCUAUGGAUGAUUUUGCAAGAGAAUUGCUGCAAUAUAAACAAGAACAGAAGCUUCGUCAGAUGUCUAGGUCAAGAUCUCGUUCAAGAUCAAAUUCUUGGUCUUCAAGUUACUCGAGUAGUAGUUCCCGAUCAAGUUCUUACAGCAGCCGCAGUAGAAGUCAUAGCCGCAGUAGCAGUAGUAGUAGCAGCAGUAGUAGUACUGAUCAUAGUCGUUCACGUGGUUACAGCAAGUCUCCUCCUCGAACAAGAUACAGAUCAAGAUCACGUUCAAGACGUAGGUCUCGUUCAAGGACACCUCGUCGGAGAUCUCCACCAUCCUAUAGGAGACCUCGUUCUUAUGAACGUGAACGUGACCGCCCACGUCCACGUUCACCUCCUCCUACCAGAUACUAUAAUGACAGGCGUUCACGGUCCCCUCCUCCAUAUUAUAGGAGUCGCCGAGCCAUGCCGCCUGAACAAUCUUAUGAUCCCAGGUAUGAUACUAGGAUUAUGCGAGGGUAUGAUGAUCGUGCACCUAGAUAUGACCAACCCAGGUAUUAUGAUAGACUUGAUCCGCGGUAUGAUUCUCCCUAUGACUCAAUGCCUGAUCCCCAAAUGGAUCCCAGGCACUAUGAUAGAUACUAUGAAGAUAGAUAUCGUCAAUACACCGAUGACAGGUAUAGACAGCCAAUGCAGCCACACCUAGAUGCUGGAGCUUGGUCGCCACAGAGACGUAGACCAUCACCUCUUCCUUUACAGCAUGGUGGAUAUAGGGGAAGGGAGGAAAUUAACAGGGAAAGACUUGCUAAGCGCCCAUUGCGACGAUCUAGAUCUCCAGUUGAACAUGAAAGACCAAGAAAACGUACUAGAUCUGCCAGUCCGGAAAGAUUAGCUAGGCCAGAUGAUCGGGUCAGAGAUAAACAAAGGAGUCGAGAAAGAACAGAUGAUCAAGUAAGAAGGGACCACCGGGAUCGAAAAGAGAGAAAGCACUCUGAGAGGAGUGAACAGAAAGAAAAUAUUGAAACCACCAAAUCUUCAUCAAGAAGUUCUAAAGAACAUACCAGUAAGAAAUCAAAAAGGUCUGCUGAACCUGUGAAAAAGUCUUCUAAGGUGGUAGACAGUGCCCAAACUGUAAAGGAAGAUAGUAUUGUGAAUGCUGCCAAAGAAACUAAAAAAGAGAAGAAGAAAAAAGAGAAGAAGAAAAAAGUUGGCAAAACAAAAAAUGAGAGUGAUGUAAAAGUCACUGAAGCGACCGAUGAGGUUGUAGAAAUGGCUGAGGAAACGGAACCUAAGAAGAAAAUCAAGAAAGAUAAGUCUAAGAAGAAGAGGAAGCAUUCAAAAUCAUCUGACACCGCAGAGUUACCUGAUGAGCCGGGUGUAAAAAUUGCCAGACCUGAUAUAGUUUCACCAAAGAUGCAUGACAUACCAGAUGCAAGCGAGCUAAUAAAAAACAGUGAGAAAGUAUCGAAACUCCAGAAAAAGAAAGAUACAAAAACUGUGAGUGUUUCAGAUGACAAAAGGCCUACUUCUGCUAAGAAUGUUGAAUUGCAGAAUCCAGAAAAGACUGUCAAAUUAGAAUCUAAAGAUGAUAUCGGGAUCAGGAGUCCUUUGAAAUCUAAGGUUAAAGUUGUUGAUUAUUCCAGUGCAAGCUCUGCUAACAGUCCUCAACAUAUCAAGGGUAAAAAACCAACACCCAUAGAAAGUAAAAUUGUUAAGACUGAAGAGAAACGAGAGAAGAUCUCUUCUGUUGUUAAAGUGAAGGACGAGUUGAAGGACAAGAGAGAGUUCAGGUUGUCUGUGGAACUGGAUAACAGUGCCGCUCAUAUGGGGAGUAGAGAAGUCACAAUGAAGAAAGAAAAGGAUGCUACAGGCUCAAACAGUCAGGAGAAUUCUGAAUCAACUCCUGUUGAAGAACUUAUCACAAUAACUGUACCGGUAUCAAAAUGGGAACAAGAAGAGUACGAGUCCGGGGCUAGCAAUGCUCCUUCAACAUCACAGUCACCUAAAGGCACUUUAGAUCUUGAGCAAAGCGAAGCCAACUUUGAGCCAGAUUACAAUGAAUCAAGUGAAUCAGAAAGUGGGGAUGAGGAAUCUCUAAAAGUUGAUGAACAAAGUGCCAGUAGAAGUCGCAGCCGCACUUUGAGUAGUAGCACUGCAAGAUCCAGCCAAAGCCAGAGUCCUACUAGGAAGAGCCACAAGAAGCAUAAGAAACACAAAAAGCAUAAAAAGCAUAAAACAAAGAAGAGGAAGACCUCUGGAAAGGAUGAGGAUAGUACCACCAAAACUCACAAAAAAAAACACAAGCAUAAAAAACCUAAAAAAUCAAAGACAAAAACAAAACAUAAAGAAAAAGAAAAAUAACCAGUAGUAAACUUGCCUUACCUAGAUACGAUACAGUAUUAUAUCCAUAUGCACUAAGUGUAUGUAUUACAAUAAGAAAUCAUAAUUUAACAUUUUUUUUUUUCACUCCUCCCUCCCCGCUGUUAGUUCAGUUGAGAAGUGAUUUUGUGCCAAAGUUAAAUUCGUUUACCCAUCUGUGGCAUGUUAUGAUGAGUGAAAAGUUCCAGGCGCCAGUAUUCCUAUGCAGUGCUGUGUGAUUUUACAUCGCAUGAACCAGUGACAAUUUUUGCAAUUAGAUUGGUUUCGUGACAGCCUCUCUCACAGACUUAACUGCAUAACAUAUGCAGACCAUUGUGGUUUAUUAUUUCAGUCAGGCCAGAUGCGCAAAUAAUGUAGUUCCUUCUGAAAAACAAUUACAUAUCACGUGGUAUCGUUCUACUAGUCAUCAGCCAUCAGCCAGUCUUGGCAGUCAGAAGGUAUCAAUGUUACAUAAUAUUUUGAGCAGAAGCUGGACAGCUUACUGUGGUACAACUUAAAGGGACACUUCCAGUUAAGCCUAAUCUCACAACAAAUUUACGUUCUGGAUUAAAAUUACACUACAUAACAAAAGAUAGAUUAACUUUGUUAACAACAUAAACAAUAGUGUCCCAUGAUUCUUUGGUGCAAUCCAUGGGAUUGAGCGGUUCCCCUUUAAAGGCCCAGGUAUACUAUAAAUACGCUCUUAAACAAUAGGAAUGAUUUCCUUGCUUGUCACAUUGUAGUGAACAGCUCCAGCCAAGCUCCCGUAAAAACGCGUUUUCUCGAACUUGCAGGUCGAUUAUGUCGUGCCAAAGUGGAUGCAUGUGACUAUGAAUAUCACAGCAGUGACUGUGUGUAGUAUUUAUGACAAUAAAUAGUGUACGAGCUGAGAUUUUGGCGGAUAAAAGUCAAAAACACGAACCGAGGAAAGGGAUGCGCUACUAAUCUUGCAUAACUAACUACUGUCAAUCAAAGUCACAUGUUGGACCGCUGAAACAGGAUGCGUCAUAGGCUAUACAAGUGAUUAACAACACUCAUUAGCAUAGCCACACCUCCAAUUCACACUUGCCCGGGGCAAGUAAAUUGGGCCUUUAACACUUCAUCCUUUAACUGCUCCAACAAGACUGUAAAUCGUUUCCAAUGCCAGAAGUGUUCUCCGUUUAUAAGGGUGUUUUGAAGAAUGAGAUUUCAUGAAAGUCACAGACUCCCUCUGCUUUGAAAGACUGCAACUGCUCCACAAUUUUGUGAUAAUUCUUUGCAAAAUUAAAUCGAUUUACAGUAUCAUAUAUCAAUCUGUGCAGCAGAUUGUGAUAAGAUUUUUAUUUGCAUGAUAAUGCCCUGUUCUCCUUAGCUAUAAGGUUACUGUGGAGUGCUAUUAAAUGCACAGCAACAGAAUACAUCACAUUAGACUUUAAACUGCCAUCUUUAUCCUUUAACAGCAAUAUGAUAGUCAACAAGAUUUUCGUCCCAAUUAUUUGUGUUUAGUACAAUAGACCAUUUUCUGUUCGCUGCGAGAAACAGGCUUUAUGCGUGAAA
Saccoglossus kowalevskii is the source of this 6506-nucleotide messenger RNA. RefSeq lists its product as uncharacterized. The record is from RefSeq and is a predicted model, not a curated record. Gene Ontology annotation, molecular function: nucleic acid binding; ubiquitin protein ligase activity; zinc ion binding. Gene Ontology annotation, cellular component: nucleus. Gene Ontology annotation, biological process: mRNA processing; protein ubiquitination; ubiquitin-dependent protein catabolic process. NCBI's taxonomy places the organism in Eukaryota, Metazoa, Hemichordata, Enteropneusta, Harrimaniidae.